UAUUAUUAUUAUUAUUAUUAUUAUUAUUGCUACUUAUAUACAAACGCAUAUAAUAUUAUAUAUAAUAGGACCACAACGCGUGGUUCCCUCGUAGAACGGUCAGUGGCGUUCCGCCACAAGUGUCCGGCAGCGACGUAGCAGGAUUUGCAGCAGUAGCAGUAUACCUACCUACCUAAUAUUAUAGCUAUCAUAGCACCCGCUGCGGCCGACCGACGAGGGCCCCGAACAAUAUCGUCGCCGUCACUGUAUACCGCGGUUACCGUAACGUAUAUAAUAAUAAAAAUAAAAAUAAUAUACUAUAAUUAUUAUAUACAUAUAUAUGGCGUUAACAUCACGAUACACGACGAUGGAAGCGUCGUCGUCGUUGCCGUCAGCGAAGCGGCCCGCGGCCGUCGUAACUUCCGCGUUGCGCUGCUGGUCGUACACAGAAGCGGAGCGCCAGCAUCUGUUCAGGGUGUCUCGAUUGUUCAUCACGUUCUAUUACGUGUACGUGUCGUACUACGGGCUGUUUGUGUUGGAUCUGAACGGCGUCGAUCAUCCCACGUGGGGUAAUCUAGGUUCCAACUGGUGGUGGAAAUGCAUCUCCGUGUGGAAUCUGAUAUUGCAAAUUUCUUACUUUAUUUAUUGCACGGUUUUCAUAGACUUUGCCGAUUCAGGCCCUGGAAAGUCGUGGAAAAAACUUAGAUUACAACAGAACAAGAAAAUAAGAGAUUUCAUAUUUGUCAGCCUUGUAUUUCCAGUAACAAUUGAUGUAUGUGUUAUGUUUUGGGCAAUCUGUGCGGUGAACAAGCCACUGUUGUUUCCGAACGAAAUGAACAAUUGGAUACCAGAUUGGUAUAACCACGCAGUGCAUACCAAUCCGAUCGUGUUAACGCUGUUCGAUAUGGCCACCACCAAGCAUCGUCUGCCCAAACUAAUCGAAUCCACGGCGGGACUGUUCGCGCUGUCUGGCACAUACGUCACAUGUUUACUUUAUAAUAAAUUUACAACUGGAAGAUGGGUGUAUCUUAUCAUCGGAGAAGUUACAGCAAGUUUGACGGAAGUGAUAAUUUACUUUGCAGUAACGGCUUUUAUCAUGCCAUUUAUGUGUUUGUUGAUUGGUCACAGAAUGUGUUCAUGGUUUUCAAGCUCACAAAUGAAAGGAAAACAUAAAAUGUCUUAAGAACAGUACAAAUAUUCAUAAAGUAUUUAUAUGAUAAAUAAUAGUCAAAUCUUUAUAACAUAGUAUUACACUAUUACUUUUGCAACAACGUUUACCAAAAUAAAUAUUCUUGAUUUUAUUUAUUAAAAACAAGUAUCUAAUAACAUAUUAUUGACUAUAAAAUUUAUAACAAUUUUAUUUGUAUUAACGUGUAAUUUUUAAACUGUAGAAGUUAUAAUUAUGUUAACAUACAGAACACGUUUAAGAUGACUAAUUGUCACAAAACCAGUUUUGGUGAUGAACAAAUGUUUUAUAUUUUAUAAUGGGUAAAUCAAACGGUGUGUUGAUGUGAAGUGAUAUUAAUUAUAUUAUUUAAUGUAUUAUUUUUAUUAUAAUAAAUAGUUACCUAAAUUAAAAUAUGUAUUAUUAGUCAUUGCUAAACUAAAAUUGCUUAAUCAUUUGUUUAUCUAAUAAAAACAAUUGCAUUAAAAUUAACUCUUAUGUGAAACAUAUGAAAAUAUGUGAAAGAGUUUUGAAUGUUGGUGAUGUACUACAAUAAAAUAUGUACCUACUGUAAAAAACAAUUUUUUUUUUCAUUGAAAACAAAUUAAAUUUAUUUUUAGAUUUUAGGUACUUUCAUACUUUGCCUACUGUAUAGACUAUAUUAAUAGAUAGUACCUACCUAAAUAAAAUGUGUGUGUAAAUUAUCAAAACGGUUAUAAUUUUUCUAAAUUGCAUUUAACUAAUUUUAUUAAUAUUAUAAAUUGCUGUUAUUAACUUUAAUGUUUGUAUAUUAUAUGUUGUUAUUUUCUAAAAUAUAAGUUUAGGUUGUACGUCGAAUUUUCACAUGUAUAAUAUAAAUUAUUUUUAUAUGUCAAUGUUUGUUAAAAUUAUGAUUAAGUAUUUAUAUCAUAGUUUGUAAAAUACAUUUUAAAUAAGAUGUAUAAAAGGUUAAAUAAAUUUUUAUAGGUACUAUUAUA
Messenger RNA from Metopolophium dirhodum (rose-grain aphid), 2121 nucleotides. RefSeq names its product androgen-induced gene 1 protein-like. The transcript has 5 exons. Gene Ontology annotation, cellular component: endomembrane system; membrane. NCBI's taxonomy places the organism in Eukaryota, Metazoa, Arthropoda, Insecta, Hemiptera, Aphididae. The record is from RefSeq and is a predicted model, not a curated record. The coding region runs from base 320 to 1162 and encodes 280 amino acids.